AUGGACCAAGGCAUCCCCUACGUCUCCGGAACAGCCAUUAAGUCUCAGGUGUUCACCGACUUCAUCGCGGAAUGGAUAGAGGUCCAGACACCAUCGACGCUGGUGGAGCAGAAGUACUGGACGAUGUACUUCGACGGGUCACUGAUGAAAACUGGUGCCGGAGCAGGCCUGGUCUGCAUCUCCCUCCUCGGCGUGAGCUUAAGGUUCUCGUCAAUGGGCUCCGCAUCGGCAUCGAGCUGGGCAUCUGACGGCUUAACAUCCAAGCUCGAGGACAAGUUCGACUGUCUUGAGCUCAACCACAUCGCAAGAUGCUUCAAUGAGGCAGCCGACGAACUGGCAAAGGCAGCAUCUGGCCGGAGGCCAGUCUAUGUCGGCGUCUUUGUCAGUAACUUGCAUAAGCCCUUGGUCCGCUAUGAAGAGCUGGGAGAGGCCGGCAACAAGCCACCUGUCCCAGACCUGGAGGCUGACCCCUCUGACCCCGAGGUCAUGGAGAUCGACGCAGACCCGGCAGAAAGGGCCGACCCUCUACCUGACUGGAGAGCUCCGUACCUCGACUACCUCAUCCGUAAGUCACUCCCUACGGACAAGACGGAAGCGCAAAGGAUUGUCCGUCACGCCAAGUCCUUCGUCAUCAUCAACCAAGAGCUCUACAAGCAAAGCCAUACCAGGAUCCUACAACGCUGCAUCCCCUUCGAGCAAGGAAGGCCCUUCAAGAAAGCACCUGGGAGCUUCACCCACCUACUCAUCGCCGUCGACAAAUUCACGAAGUGGAUUGAGGCUCGACCAAUCGCGCAGAUCAAAUCCGAGCAAGUGGUGAAAUUCUUCACCAACAUCACUCAUUGCUUCGGAAUCCCCAACUCCAUCAUCAUGGACAAUGGCACGCAAUUCACCGGGAAAAAAUUCCUCAGUUUCUGCGAUGAUCACCACAUCCGUGUGGACUGGUCGGCCAUGGCACAUCCCUGUACGAACGGACAAGUUGAGCAGGCCAACGGCAGGAUACUCCAGGGUCUCAAGCCAUGGAUCUUCAACCGCCUAAACAAGUUCGGCGGCUGA
Setaria italica (foxtail millet) is the source of this 1053-nucleotide messenger RNA. RefSeq lists its product as uncharacterized. Gene Ontology annotation, biological process: DNA integration. The transcript is spliced from 4 exons. NCBI's taxonomy places the organism in Eukaryota, Viridiplantae, Streptophyta, Magnoliopsida, Poales, Poaceae. Gene Ontology annotation, molecular function: nucleic acid binding. The record is from RefSeq and is a predicted model, not a curated record. Bases 1 to 1053 code for a protein of 350 amino acids.